AGAACGCGGUCAAAGACGCCAUUUUACAUUUGGAGAAGUAUUCCGUGAUAAUUUACAAGGAGAAAUAAAACGUAAUUACGUCAAAGUAUUGCAAUAUUCUUUUUCAGUUUCCUGUAAAAGUCAAUCAAUUAAUGGUGCUUUAAUAAUCGAUCGUAUUAAUUUGUGAAGUUUUUUUUCUAUUAGCGGUGAUAACGUAUCGAAUAAAAAUUGUGAAUAGUCGGAGAAGACGCCUGGUGCCAUUGUGCCCUGAGGUUUCGUGACAUAUGAUCAAACAAGAUGUACGGCAACAAUAUUGAUCCCUGGGAACCAGGUUACGGUCCAGAGAGAAGGACACAUAAUUCAGAGUAUAAUGAUUAUCGCAAUGAAUAUGGAAAUAAUCGAUCACCCGAAUAUAUAGAGCAUCGUGACAUUGAUCACAGAGAUCGCGAUCAUCGUAGUCCAGACUAUAGGAGUCAUCGGAGUCGUGACAGAGACCGUGAACGUGAACGCUCCCGUGACCGACGUGACAGAAGCCGAGAGGAUCGUGAUCGUAGUUAUCGAGACAGAGACGACAGAUACACAUCGCGACAAAGGGAUCGCGGCGAUUCAGUUGAGAGGGAACGAGAUCGUGAUCGUGACCGUGAUCGAGAUCGUGAACGUUCACGCAGAGACAGGGAUCGCGAUAGGGAGAGGGAUCGUCGGGGUAAAAGGGAUGAUCGAGAUCGUGAUCGUGACGAUGAGCAUGGUCGUGAACAAACUGACUAUGAGCAUGAUCAUCGUGCCUAUGGGUCAUCGUUGGAGGGCGUUCACUACAAAUCGCAAUCUCCCAACAACACCAUUAUGAUUCGUGGUCUCGCUCAACAUAUUACUGAAAAUGACGUGCGGCAAGACAUCCUCAACUGUGGUCUCAUGCCCAAGGACAUCAGGCUCAUCAGGAAAAAGGAUACAGGUGCUUCGCGAGGUUUCGCUUUCGUCGAGUUUAACGCGACUCAGGAGGCCGCACGGUGGAUGGAGAUGAAACAGGGAGUGCUGAUGCUUCAAGAUCAAUAUCGUGCACUCAUGCAGUACAGUAUUCCAAAAGACGGCCAUGUGGAUAAACCACCCACCAAGAAUACGCAAGAUUGGCAUUGCGUUAAAUGUGGAGCUCAUAAUUUCAAACGUCGGGAGACGUGCUUCAAGUGCUCGGCAUCGAGAGCCGAGAGCGAGGAAGGUGGCGAAGGCAGCGAUGAGAUCAGCUCUCAUCCAACGAAUACUGUUCUCCUUCGGGGUUUGGAUGUCCUGACAACCGAGGACUCAGUCCUUCAGGCAAUGACGAAUCUUUCAUCGAUGCCAAUUCGCAGCAUUCGAAUUGGAAGAGACACACUAACAAAUACAUCGAGGGGAGUUUGUUACUUGGAAAUGGCGAACGUCGUCGACGCAAUGUACCUUCAUACGGCCCUAACGAAACAGGGAUUGGUUGUCGACGGGAGAAAUGUUGAGAUUACUUAUUGCAAACUUCAUCAGGUGAAUAGUACGAGUCUCUGGAAGCCGAGUGACGCACAAAAUCACAGUUACACAUUGGACGAUGUGGCUAAACUCGCCGAGUACAGUGCAAAUUUAUAUGCAAAAACACCGGCGCAGAAGGCACAUUUUCUUCAAUAUUACACUCAAUAUUAUCAGAAUCAAAUAACUCAGGGCAGUGCGAUUACAUUGCCGUCGAUGAGUCAGACUGAUCGUGUGAAUGCUGCGGCAGCUGUUGCACAGUCGGCUAUUCAGCAACUUCAGGCCUCGAGAAAAUUGGGCGAUUCGGAUGAGACGAAGGGGAGAUCGUCGACGGCAGCUUCUAGUAGUUCUACUUCUGGGAGAGUGCCUUCUACGGAUGGCAAGACUUACUCUGUUCCUGACAUCAGUACGUAUCACUAUGACGAGUCUUCGGGAUAUUAUUACGAUCCAAGUACCGGCUUGUACUACGAUCCUAAUUCACAAUAUUACUACAACAGUCAUACACAACAAUUUCUCUACUGGGAUGCUGAUUCGAUGCAGUAUCUACCAGCUAAGACAUCACCGACUCAAAUUGGACCAGCUGUAACUCCAUCGACAGUUGUGAUUGGAGCAGAGCCAACGACAAAUCCAAAUGCAUCGCAAGAUUUACUGAAAGAUGAUGAGAGUAAAAAGAAGGAAACAAAACAAGAUAAAGUGAAGGUCGCAAAGAAGAUAGCAAAGGAUAUGGAGCGCUGGGCAAAGACAUUGAAUCAAAAGAAAGAAAAUGCGAAAAGUAAUUGGAGUUCGGAGUACGUGGGACCGGAUGGACAACAAGGUUCCGGCAGUGGUGCUGCAGAUGCUGGUUAUGCAAUUCUAGAGAAGAAGAAUUUAUCCACCGUUUAUCUCGAUGAGGAGGAGCAAGCGAAGAAUAAUGGACUUGUCGCCGCUUACGGUGGCGGUAGUGACACCGAGGAGGAAAUCGAAGACGUUCAACAGGAAGAUAAACAGCACACCGAUUGGAUUAAAAUUGCCUGCCUACUUUGCAAACGUCAAUUUCCCAGUAAAGAAGGUUUGGUGCGACAUCAACAAUUGUCAGAGCUUCACAAACAAAAUCUCGAGCAAUGGUACAAAGUUCGUGGCCUAGAUCCAAAUGAUCCUCAGCAGAGAAAUAAUAAAUAUCGCGACAGGGCAAAGGAGAGAAGGGCAAAAUACGGCGAACCAGAACCACCGCAACCGAAUAAAUUGAAGGAGAAAUUUUUGAAAACGAGAGUAGAGGAAAUUAGUGUUUCCUACGAGGAGCCAACGCGAGCUGGAAUUGGAUCGGAUAAUGUUGGUAAUAAAUUGUUGCAAAAAAUGGGUUGGAGCGAAGGAAUGGGUUUGGGAAAAUCAAAUCAGGGAAGAACAAGUAUUAUUGAAACGGAGCGUCGAGUACCUACUGCUGGAUUAGGAGCGAAAAGUUCUUCCUACAAUGCCUUGCCUGGUGACACAUACAAGGAUUGCGUCAAAAAAAUGAUGUACGCUCGCUAUCAAGAAUUAUCCGAUACGUAAGAUUUUCUUUUCUUUUUUUGGAAUUUGCAAUUUUAUAUUCCUUCAACAAGCAUCUGAUCAACAAUUUUCUAUCCUUGUAUAUCUAUAGAUUGAAAAUGGAUUUUAUCCAGCAAAAAAAUUGAUUUUAUUUUACACAUUUUUUUCGAUUUAUCAAAUAUGUUUCAUAGGGAAAAUGUUUUAAAGAUGCCUGGAUAUACAUCAUUGCUUCUAAAAUCAAAUUAUGUUGCGAAAUCAUUCUAAACGAGCAUGUACAGUAUUUCAAAAAUCGUCAGGUAAAUGUAAUUAUAAAGUAUAUUUACUUUGAUAUUUUUUUGUUUUUAGAGUAAGUUUCAAAACUCCAAAUAAUGUCAUAAACACAGUGUACAUAGAAUUAUUUUCUUUUUUUUGGCGUAUAAUUUUUUUUAUGUAAAUUUAAGAAAUCAAUUGUUGGAUAUGUAAUUUUUUUGUUCUCACUUAAUAUGAAUUUAAGAAUACUUUGUAUUAUUUGAAGAAAUAUGCGCAGGUUUUCACAUAUAGUCUUUUACAUACUAUUUUGAAGCUGUAUAAUUUUUUGAAUAUUUUUUUAUUACGAAAUUUGCGAACUAUUGUUAGUUUGCAAUGUAUGUUAAAGCGGCCAUUGCAAAAGUGUAAAUUCACUUUCUUCUUUUUUAAUCGGGGCUGAAUUUAUGUAAUUGAGUGAUGGGAAGCAUCAAAUAAAAUGUUAAAGCCAAUGAAAA
Messenger RNA from Leptopilina heterotoma, 3704 nucleotides. Its product is annotated as RNA-binding protein 5-like. Bases 277 to 2988 code for a protein of 903 amino acids. Lineage: Eukaryota; Metazoa; Arthropoda; Insecta; Hymenoptera; Figitidae. Gene Ontology annotation, cellular component: nucleus. The transcript has 8 exons. The record is from RefSeq and is a predicted model, not a curated record. Gene Ontology annotation, biological process: mRNA splicing, via spliceosome. Gene Ontology annotation, molecular function: RNA binding.